Messenger RNA from Andrographis paniculata, 808 nucleotides. RefSeq names its product protein BRICK 1. The transcript is spliced from 3 exons. The coding region runs from base 353 to 616 and encodes 87 amino acids. Gene Ontology annotation, cellular component: SCAR complex. The record is from RefSeq and is a predicted model, not a curated record. Gene Ontology annotation, biological process: cell motility; actin filament organization; regulation of actin polymerization or depolymerization. Gene Ontology annotation, molecular function: protein-containing complex binding. NCBI's taxonomy places the organism in Eukaryota, Viridiplantae, Streptophyta, Magnoliopsida, Lamiales, Acanthaceae.
UUUAAUAUCCCUCGGCGCACGUUAGCAUCAGCCCCUUCCUUUCUGGGACCUUCGAUUUUUCGAUUUUUGCCGUUCUUUUAUCUGGCAAAUAUGUGCUAAAGAUUUGUUUCUCCCAAAUUUCCAUCAAACCCUAUCGCUCCUUGCGCCUCACAUCAAGCUUGACGACGCCAUCGUUCAGAUCCGUAAUUGUUUUCGUGAGAUCCCUGAUCUGUCGCUCUGAUUUUGGUGGUUUCGCGUCCGGUUUCCUUGAUUUUGAGACUCCCUCCGGUCGUUUGUUCCAUUCCAGUUGCUCCACCAAACGUCACACGUUCUGCUGGUGCUCAAUAGUCGGUGUAGAUUUGCGGUCCGGUGAAUGAUGGCUCGUGCUGGAGGAAUAACGAACGCUGUAAACGUAGGAAUUGCAGUGCAAGCGGACUGGGAAAAUCGGGAAUUCAUUUCCCACAUCUCUCUCAACAUUCGCCGCCUCUUUGAUUUCCUCCUGCAAUUUGAGUCGACUACGAAGAAUAAAUUGGCGAAUUUGAACGAGAAGCUGGACACUUUGGAGAGGCGCCUGGAAUUGCUGGAAGUACAAGUCAGUAAUGCGACAGCCAAUCCGGCACUUUUUAAUUCCAGUUGAUCUUAAACUAAUUCUUGUCCUUCCGUUGAAAUUUUGAAUCAAAUUGUUAAAGUUUGGGGACUGACUGUUUUGUUUUUAUAGUUUUCCGUUGUGGAAUGAUAUCUUGUUGUUGUUUCUUUCAUAUGUAUAUUGAUUAAAUUGUGAUUUCUAUACAAUGUAGAUAUAGUUACUUUCUGAAUUGGUUGUGGACAA